Salmo salar (Atlantic salmon) is the source of this 1552-nucleotide messenger RNA. RefSeq names its product dickkopf-related protein 1. Gene Ontology annotation, biological process: multicellular organism development; negative regulation of canonical Wnt signaling pathway. Gene Ontology annotation, molecular function: co-receptor binding; receptor antagonist activity. The record is from RefSeq and is a predicted model, not a curated record. Gene Ontology annotation, cellular component: extracellular region. Lineage: Eukaryota; Metazoa; Chordata; Actinopteri; Salmoniformes; Salmonidae.
GUUGCCCAUUUCCGUACAGUAGAACCUGGGAGUUUAAUAAGCGCAUUUGGAAUUCCACCCGCCACCUUUGUUGUGCGCUGGGAGGGGCGGGAAUGCAAACAGAUCUUCAUAUAUAAAGAGAACAUCGCAGAGUCGUGCGUCAGGAUACCUCAAAAUACCAUACUAACAUCCUCUUGAGACUGUGGUAGGAUUCAAGACUUUGCGGACUUUUUAACAAUAUCCUACAUUUGAAGGAUUUUUAUUCAUUUUUUUAUUCAUAAAACCGAUCAUUUACUUAAAGAAGUAUGCCUAAUCUGUCAGUCGGUCGUUUUAUGGCCAUGUAUCUCACGCUGUUUGGAUACCUUGGGGAUGCUUACGCUGGGGCUGUUUUACUGAACUCUAAUGCCAUCAAGAACUUGCCCGGUGUCACUGACACGGUUAGCCCGAGCCCACGUCCUUCUUCUGCAGGUAAUGACGGACAGAAGGCAGUCGUGGACACUUUGCAGCCUACUUGCACAUACAAUGCUGAGUGUGGGGCCGAUGAAUUCUGCAACGAUAUCCGAGGCGCGUGUCUCCCAUGCCGAAAGACCCGGAAGCGGUGCGCAAGAGAUUCUAUGUGCUGCGCUGGGAAGCGCUGCAUCAAUGGUAUUUGUCAGGCCAGUGAUCAAGAUGCUGAAACCGCAGUCACUACCAGUGUUGAGAAUAGGCAGAACAACACCAUGGAACACUAUGGCAAGAGACUGCCUCUGCCCCAAGGUCAACAUUCUGUAAAAGGUCGGGAAGGUGAGAACUGCCUAAGGUCCUCCGACUGCUCUGAGGGUCUGUGCUGUGCACGCCACUUCUGGUCUCGUAUUUGUAAGCCGGUGCUGACAGAGGGCCAGGUGUGCACGCAUCACCGUAGGAAAGGCGGCCAUGGCCUGGAGCUGUUCCAGCGCUGCGACUGUGGAGAUGGCCUCUCCUGCAGACUAGAGAGAGGAGAGAAAGACCCCGGAGUCAGCAGGACUGCAGCCCGGAACCUGCACACCUGCCAGAGCCGCUGACACACAUCCGGGACAUACACACUGCCUCAGAUGCUGACACACAGUCUCGAACAUACACACUUCCCACAACCGACACAUAUCUGACAGAUGUCAGAGACGCUGACACGCACAGAACACAACCGGAAAGGAAAAAUGGGUUCCCGGGGAAAAGUGAUGCGCCCAGAGGCAUGAGAUGGACCAAUCCAAUUCCCCCUGAUGCUGGAGAAUGCAGAAUAAAGAAGUUGUCAUUGGAUGUGUAUUGGAAAGAACGAUACAUAUCAUCAAAAAUGGCAGAGUUGUUUUGUUUCUUUUAAUGAAACUUAACUUUGAUUGCAGUAAAUUACUGUAUUGUAAAUACUAUACGGAGGUGGCACUUAACUGAGAAUUUGAAUUCUGUCUACACCUGUAUUAUAAAUAACUUGGUGCUGCAUAGUUCAUUUCCAUUAUUGCAAAUAUGUACACAAUGAUUUAUAUUGUUAUUUACUGUGUAAUGUAAAUGUAUUUUUUAUUUACUUGAAGUGUAAAGAUAUUUGUUUAAAUAAAACCUGACCCAA